UUGAAUCCUGUUUUAAAUCUAAAACAGGACAAUUUAUUGUGAAGCCAGGCAUUCAAAGUAGUUUUUCAUAUCUUAUGAAUUUACUGAAUAAAGCAUUAAAACAAAAACAAGAAUUAGCAUCAAAUGAAAACAAUGAAAAUUAUUCAAAUUAUAUAACUGAUGAAUUCCUCAAUAAUCAUCCGUUAUUAAAGUCACUAAUAAAAUGGUAUUGAAUGCAUGAUCUAAAUGAUGUUAAGCAAACAAAUCGAUUUUUAGUAUCAUUUAUGGGCAAUUUAAUAAACAACUUUACACAAUCUCCGAAUAACUAGGCAUACUGAAUCAAUUAAAGAUUUUUUCAUAUGCUUAUAUGUUCUCGGUGGCAAACAAGUCUAUGAAUUUAUUCGUUUAAAUCUUUAUGGUUCUAUUCCUAAUUAGACAACACUAGGUGAAUUAAUUAAAAAAUCAGAUACUGCUUUUAGUGAAGCAGAAUUUUACUUUGGAUCUCUUCGGCAAUGUCAUUCCCAGUUUGGGUUUUGUUCUGAAAACAUCACAGGGAUCAUUCGUAAGGUUGAAUAUGACUCCAAAACAAAUUCCUUUCUCGGAUUUGCAACACCAAUUGAUCAUAGUGUUCCAUUACCAAAAUUCUAUCAAGCUAAUACAUUUAAUGAUUUAAAACCAAUUUAUGAUACAAAUGAAAUAGCACCAUUGUUGAAUAUGCAUAUGUUUCAAAGUACAGGUGAAGCAGAAUUUUACUUUGGAUCUCUUCGGCAAUGUCAUUCCCAGUUUGGUUUUUAUUCUGAAAACACCACAGGGAUCAUUCGUAAAGUUGAAUAUGACUCUAAAACAAAUUCCUUUGUCGGAUUUGUAACACCAAUUGAUCAUAGUGUUCCAUUACCAAAAUUCUAUCAAGCUAAUACAUUUAAUGAUUUAAAAACAAUUUAUGAUACAAAUGAAGUAGCACCAUUGUUGAAUGUGUAUAUGUUUCAAAGUAUACGAUGA
Rotaria sp. Silwood2 is the source of this 978-nucleotide messenger RNA. The record is from the annotation of a GenBank genome assembly. NCBI's taxonomy places the organism in Eukaryota, Metazoa, Rotifera, Eurotatoria, Philodinida, Philodinidae.